AUGGUAUAUAUUUCCACUGCACAAAUUCUUCAAAGAAAAUUGAGUAUGAAAAAAAGCCUUUGGGAUCAACACUUACUUUCCAUGGCGGAAGAUUAUUCGACGCGAAGAAAUUGUGAAAAAGAGGGAAAAGAAUGUAAUGAUAAAUUAUUUUUGAUUCAAGUUGCAUCUGUUCCCGGUAGUCAAGCAGGAAUGUCGUAUGAACAAAGUAAAAUGUUACAUGACAUUCUCGUUCAACGUAUUAUUACAAAUAAUCGUUCUCAAAUCCAAGCACUGACUAAAUUAUCUAUUAAACAUGAAAUCGUUUUAAAAUCAGGCUAUUCUUAUACUCAAAAAUGGGGCUUUGAACCAAAUAUGUACAUUAAAAUAGAGGGAAAUGAACAAAUAGCUAAGAUAAUAUCAGCACUAUUUGGUCAAGCGUUUUGUCAAGACGGAAUUGGACUCUGUUAUCAUCAAAAUAUUGACUCAAAUGAGAAUGGACAUAAAAUUAUUUCAAUAAGUAAUUUGAAUAAUUCAUUAUUUAAUGAGCAAGACAGAAAAUUAAUUAUUGAUUUAAUAAAACAAAAUUAUCCAUGUAUAUCGGCACAAAUUGAUACAUCAGGACAGUCGAUUGAAUUUCAUGAUUAUCAAAAUGGUACUUGUUCGUGUUGUACACAAGUAUUAAAUAAAGAACAUGUCAAAUGCAUCUUAUCCAAUUAUAAAUAUAAUAUUGAAGAAAGAUAUGGUAAAAGUGAUGUUGUCGAUCAAACAGAAUAUUUAGAUGUACUCGCUGGAGUUAAUUUUGAACUGAAUGCGUCACAUUUUCGUGGUGGUAUCAUUACUUGGUCUAUCGUUAACAGUACUAAUGCUACUGUUACGAUUAACAUAUAUCAGACAUAUUCAUGGAAGAAAAGUGCGGUUCCGUGCGACAAUACAAUAAUAGCUUCACAAACUUUAAUUGGAAGUGGACUAUUAUCGUGUAUUAGCUCUUGUUCCACCUCAAGCGGAUUUGCAAGUCUCACCGCUGCUACAUAUUGCACAGAUUUUAGUGGUGUAGGUGACGUGUCUUCUGGAAAACGUUCGGAUUCUGUCACUCUGGCAAUUGGAUCCUACUUCUAUGCAGCAUUUUCAGGAAGCGCAUGGUUCGCUGGAGUUGGUGGUGGUUCAUGGAGCAUUACAACGUACAUUAAUGUACAACUUCGACCAGAUGGACAUAUUAACCAUCCGCCAACAGUGGCUGCGCUAUCUGUGAUGAACAUUCCGUUGAAUGUUACAAGAAAUAUUGCACUGUCUGUCUGGGACGCAGAUAAUGACUUUUUACGUUGUCGUUGGGCUAACUCAUCCCCUGUCGACGAAUGUGCAUCAGUGUGUUCUGAAGUACCCAAUUCUACAUUGUUUGCUGACACGUGUACUCUACAAUUUAUUGGUUUAAUACCCAGCACUUACUAUGUCGUAGCAUUAAUGUUAGAAGAUUUUUAUACAAUGAACAGCACUACUGCUCUUUCUUCCAUUCCUCUACAAUUUUUAAUUUAUGUUUAUCAAUCUGGUAACUGUUCUAUACUACCAACGAUUGUUUCCACGCAAAGCUGUGUAGAUGUCCAAGCAAUGGUGCCAUAUAGUCAAACAUUAUCGGCACAAGUGGGAUGUAAUUUUAAUAAUAUUACAGACUUUGUCUCUACGUCACCCACAGGUAUGUUGAAAUCGGAUGUUUAUAAAAAUUCGUUGCAAUCAAACACGUAUUCGAUUAAUCUGACAUGGACACCGGCAAUAAACCAAGUUGGCACGCAAAUAUUUUGUACUGCAGCCACAGAUAGUGAAUUUCAACAAUCAAUUCAAUACUGCAUCACAUUCAUCGUCUCAUUAACAAGUGCAACAUUAUGCCCCGAAACGACGAUUAUUCAAAAUACAACGGUAUCAGCGAUGAGCACAUUAGUAAGCGGUAGUUUCAACUGGUUACCCUUGGCAAUCGGCCUGAGUUUAGGUGGACUCCUAUUGAUGUUGGCAACAUGUUUCAUUUGUUACCAUUUAUUGUGCAACAAAUACUGGAGAAAAAAACAUUUAGAAAAAACUACAGAAGAAGAAACAAGUUACAUAGAAAGCGACAUAUCACAUGAAAGUCCUCAUGGAGUCUCGUCCGAAAUUGCCUUUCAGUCAAAUGCUGAAGGACCUGUAAAAAAGAAUCAUGACUCGGCAACACAACCAACUAAGACAGAUCCAACACAAACAAAACAACGAAUAAGUCAUGUCUUUAUGACAAAACUUAGCCGUAACGCCCGACGAGUCAGUCGAGUAUUCACGAAACCGACAAAGGCCUAUAUCGUUUAUAAUGCAGAUAAUGAUAUCGAAUCGACGAUCAUAGACAGAUUUCCUCCUACAAAUCUUAGUAUAACACGUGAAAAAUCUGUAAAUCAAAUGGUAAAAGUGACGAGAACUCAAACAGCAAAAUCUGACAAACAGAAGACGUCUACUGUGGCAAGUGCUACUAUCGAAAAUACGAUAAAUGAGGAUGACACGUUCAACCGAGAGGAAAGCCUAUCUCUUAAAAAAGUAAAUCCUAGAUCUGCGGCACAUUCAGCAAAACCGAUGGUGUAUAAACAACGCUCAGCAACGGUUACGGGUGACGCAAAGUUACCCGGCACACCUACUGCUAUCAAGGUUAUUCGCUUAAAAUCCUGUAAAGUAAUUGAUGAACUAUCAGAGGAAACGAAUGAUGUUGCAGAUGAUUAUGUUGAAAAACGGUUAACUACAACAACAAAUAAAAGUGUUAUCGUUUCUCGUGUUAAAACAUCAAAACUUGGAACUAACAAUCAACGCAGUGAGUUUUCUUACCGAGCACAACGUCGACGAUCAAAAUCUUGCAGUGACAAUCCAGAUAUUAUGAUAAAUACAGGAAAUCUUGGUAUAAUAUCGCCUAUCAAAAGACCUGUAACUGUGGUGCGUGUCAAAACAGGCAGAAACCAUUCUGCGCAAGUAGUUGAGACUAUUGACGGUUCAGAAAUUGCUACAAAACUGUCAGCUAGUAAAUCUUGCAGUGACAAUCCAGAUAUUAUGACAAAUACAGAAAAUCUUGGUAUAAUAUCGCCUAUCAAAAGACCUGUAACUGUGGUGCAUGUCAAAACAGAUACAAACGAUUCUGCGCAAGUAUUUGAGACUAUUGACGGUUCAGAAAUUGCUACAAAACUGUCAGCUAAUAAAUCUUGCAGUGACAAUCCAGAUAUUAUGACAAAUACAGAAAAUCUUGGUAUAAUAUCGCCUAUCAAAAGACCUGUAACUGUGGUGCAUGUCAAAACCGAUACAAACGAUUCUGCGCAAGUAUCUGAGACUAAUGACGGUCCAGAAAUUGCUACAAAACCGUCAGCUAAUGUGAACGUAAUCAAAGUGCCUCGCCAUACUCUUGUUCAUAACCGUGACAAAACAUGA
Molecule: messenger RNA, 3396 nt
Organism: Didymodactylos carnosus
Lineage: Eukaryota; Metazoa; Rotifera; Eurotatoria; Philodinida; Philodinidae
Source: the annotation of a GenBank genome assembly